Messenger RNA from Arvicola amphibius (Eurasian water vole), 3568 nucleotides. It is a transcript of the gene Ctnnal1, whose product is annotated as catenin alpha like 1. Gene Ontology annotation, molecular function: cadherin binding; actin filament binding. Bases 5 to 2212 code for a protein of 735 amino acids. Lineage: Eukaryota; Metazoa; Chordata; Mammalia; Rodentia; Cricetidae. The transcript is spliced from 19 exons. The record is from RefSeq and is a predicted model, not a curated record. Gene Ontology annotation, biological process: Rho protein signal transduction; cell adhesion.
GGCUAUGGCCGCUUCUCCGGUUCCCGGCGGCGGCGGCGGCGGCGGAGGUGUGGGAGCUGUCCACUCCUGCAACGCGUCUGGCUUCGCCUUCGACUCGGGACUGGAGAUCAGAACGCGCUCGGUGGAGCAGACGCUGCUGCCCCUGGUUUCUCAGAUUACCACGCUUAUUAACCAUAAAGAUAAUAUCAAAAAGUCUGAUAAAACUCUGCAAGCAAUUCAACGGGUGGGACAAGCUGUCAACUUGGCAGUUGGAAGAUUUGUUAAAGUAGGGGAAGCUAUAGCCAAUGAAAACUGGGAUUUGAAAGAAGAAAUUAAUAUUGCCUGCAUUGAGGCUAAACAAGCAGGAGAGACAAUUGCAGCACUCACAGAUGUGACCAGAUUGAAUCACCUGGAAUCAGAAGGCCAGAUCCCAAUUUUGGCAGACAAAGCAGGAGUUGUGCAGGCCGCCAGGCUGCUGCUCUCCUCAGUGGCGAAGGUGUUGCUGCUGGCAGACCGUGUAGUCAUCAAGCAGAUAGUGACAUCGAGAAACAAGGUCCUUGCCACCAUGGAGAGACUAGAGAAAGUAAACAGCUUUCAGGAGUUUGUUCAGAUAUUCAGCCAGUUUGGAAAUGAGAUGGUGGAGUUUGCACAUCUAACGGGAGACAGACAAAAUGAUUUGAAAGAUGAAAAGAAAAAGGCCAGAAUGGCAGUGGCGAGGGCCGUUCUUGAAAAGGGCACCAUGAUGCUCCUCACGGCUUCAAAGACCUGUCUCAGGCAUCCCAGCUGCGACUCGGCCCAUAGAAACAAAGAAGGAGUGUUUGGCCGGAUGAGAGCGGCCCUGGAUAAGGUCAUCGAGAUCGUGACUGAGUGCAGACCAAAUGGAGAGACUGACAGCUCAUCUGCUAGCCUUUUUACUGGAAUUAAAGAACUGAAGUUGAAUAUUGAAGCUCUUCGGGAGAAUCUUUACUUUGAGUCCAAGGAGAACCUUUCUACUGCAUUGGAAGUCAUCUUGGAGCGUGUGGAGGACUUCACCGAUUCUGCCUACACCAGCCAUGAGCACAGGGAGCGCAUCUUGGAGCUGUCUGCUCAGGCGAGAGCAGAGAUGCAGCAGUUUGUUUCGGUGUGGAUGCAAGCUCAAAGCACGAAGACCAAGAGUGCAGCCGAGGAGCUGGAGCUCACCGUUCUGAGGGUCAGCCAUAGUCUCAACGAGCUGAGGAAGGAGCUUCAUCAUACGGCAAUGCAGCUGGCUGCCGACCUGUUAAAAUUCCAUGCGGAUCAUGGGGUUUUAAAAGCAUUAAAACUUACUGGAGUAGAAGGCAAUUUGGAAGCGUUGGCUGAUUAUGCCUGUAAGCUCUCUGAGCAGAAAGAACAGCUUGUUGAGACGUGUCGAUUGCUGCGGCAUGUGUCUGGCACGGAACCCCUUGAAAUAACCUGCAUACAUGCUGAAGAGACGUUUCUGGUGACUGGCCAACAGAUCAUCUCUGCUGCCGAAUCAUUGACGCUGCAUCCGUCCAGCAGAAUCGCCAAGGAGAAUCUGGAUGUGUUUUGUGAGGCUUGGGAGUCUCAGAUUGGCGACAUGGCGACGCUGCUGCGGGAGAUCAAUGACGCGUUUGAAGGGAGCCGAGGAGAGAAGUACGACCAUCUUUCGCUUCCAAAGCCGAUGAAGAACAAUGCAAACCUGAAAUCCUUAAAGCCUGACAAACCCGAUUCAGAGGAGCAAGCCAAGAUAGCAAAGCUGGGGCUGAAACUUGCUUUGCUCACCUCCGAUGCUGACUGUGAGCUUGAGAAGUGGGAGGAUCAAGAGAAUGAGAUCGUUCGACACGGCCGGAACAUGUCUAGGAUGGCCUAUUCUCUGUAUUUAUUUACUAGAGGAGAGGGGCCACUGAAGACAUCGCAGGACUUAGUGCACUUCCUAGAGGUUUUUGCUGCAGAGGGAUUAAAGCUUACAUCAAAUGUACAGACAUUUUCAAAACAGCUAAAAGAUGAUGACAAACUCAUGCUUCUCCUGGAAAUCAACAAGCUCAUUCCUCUAUGCCACCAGCUGCAGACAAUGACGAAGACAUCUUUGCAGAACAGAAUGAUCCUGAAGGUUGACAAGUGUAUUACAAAGAUAAGAUCCAUGAUGGCUCUUGUGGUCCAGCUCCUGUCGCUCUGCUAUAAGCUACUGAAGAAGGUGGAAAAUACCAGGUGGGUCUCAGCGGCAAAUAAAGAUACCAUGGAUGGUAAAACUUGAGCAGCCUGUAGUUCAUCUCUGGAAUGUCACGUGGCUCAGCUGACCUUUUUACAAAGCAAACGAUCCUUUGUCUUUUCGGAAAUUCCUCAGUUUUUAAAGAGAAUGCUGAAGUCUUUCUUUUUUUCUGAUCUACGAUUAGAAAGCUUACCAACAGUCAUUGCUGUGGGAGGACUAAGAGUCUAAUGGCAGUGCCGUUUUAAAGUCAACACUGUGUUCAGGAUGUUCUUCAGCACACACCAAAUAUGCCAGCGCUCUUAAUGCCAGCGGAAUCCCAAAGAUGCAAGCGUGAAUGAAUGUACACUCCCCUUUGGCAGCCUUAACUGCUCUAUGUAAGCCAAUUAUCUGCAACACUAAUUUCAGCAGAAAAUAUACAGUGGCCUGGUUGAAUGCAGACCGGUGGACUCUUCUUCAGUUCUUGAUAAGCAGAGUAAGGGUCCCUCAAAUGCCUGGUCACAUCCCUGCUCAGCACUGUUGCUUCUAACAAGCAUCUCACUGGGUAAGGUCAUUAGGUUACAUCUGUCCCAUUCCUGCUUCGGAAGGAAAACCACAGAAGUCACUCCAAAGAAUCCUGAAUCCUGGAGCAACUCCAGAAGAGGAAUGGCUUUUUAUUCAAGUUGUAGUAUGCAUAGCUGACCACACAGUCCUGGAUAGUGGAUGGAAUCCUAAGUAUUUCUUACUGGUUUCAAAAUAGUUUUGAACUAUCUUCAGUAUUGAUGGAAUGACAGGUGCAGAAGACAUCAGAACCAAGAGGCUGUUUAAGUUCCAGAAACCUAAGCACUGUGUUUUAUUAAUGUGGCAUUAGAAUGUUCAUUUUUAGUUUUCUUAACUCUAGGGUUAAACCUUCUCUUGCGCUGGGGAACAGACGCCUGUCUGCCUCACAAGCUGUGAGCAAAGCAAGGGCGAGACUGCGAGGGCACUCGGCGAUGUGCUGUGUCCCCAGUAUACAACAGGGCCGCGGGAAGGAGCAUGCGCAUUCUGCCUGUGCCAAACAACUCUCAUCUCUUUCGCUGCCACCACAGGUAUUAACACUACAUUUUCCCAAAGCACUGGAAUAAUCUUGCACCCGCCUGCUAUGGGAAAUGAUUGAAUGGAGCCCUCUCCUAUGAAAUAGUCAGGAUUGUUGCCAACUCAUACGAGUGAAAAUUCUGUGACUUCUUUUUAAACUGAGAAGCCGGAAGCUAAUUUCACUGGAUUAUCAGUGUAAAUAUUUUAGUAAUAAAGCAGAUCCCUCAAUAAAACUGGUAAGGAUCAUCAGGUAUGUGGUAACAAUGUCAUUAUCUUGGUCAACAAAAUAGGGAUUAUUAAUUAGUAUUAAACAUGAUAAUGUACACUUCAAUAAAAAUUAUGUUCAGUAAC